GUCAUUACAUGCUCAGACCACCACUUCAAGAAGCUGAAAAGUGUGACCACUGCUCCACCGACUUCAGCUCCUCCACUGCUCCGACAACCACUUCAAUUUCCGAGCAAAUUUGGAGUUUUCUUCUUCAAUUUGGUGAUUUUAAAUGUUAGCAAAGGCAAACAAGAGGUCAGUUUGAGUGCAUUUGCUUUUUUGUUUUCGGAGCUUGUUCAGUACAAUCAGACUCAAGUGGACAACAUCACUGAAUUAGAGCGAAGGUUAGAGGAUGCUGGCUAUGCUGUAGGAGCACGUAUUUUAGAACUCCUCUGCCAUAGGGAAAAGGAACUCGAGGACCCACUAAUUCUUAUUCACGAGAAAAAGAUCUCAAGCGUUAAUGCUGUUGUGAGAGCAUUAAAGUUGGCUCUGAGGCCCCUCUUAAUUGUGGCUGAAGAUGUGGACAGUGAAGCACUUGCUACUCUUAUUUUGAACAAGCUUCAUGCUGGAAUCAAGAGCGACCCUAUGGCAGUCAUUUAUUCAAAAGGAAGAGAUGGUUCAUUGCAAGAGCUUGGCCGUACUAAAGUAGUUCCAAACUCAUUGAAUCCCCAGUGCAUUAGGUUCUGUGUCCUUGAUGUUGGCACUCAAUUCCAUAAUCACGAUAUCAAGCUUAUACAGAUGCUUAAACUGGAGGAGCAGGACUUUCUUGGUGAGGCUAGUUGUACAUUAUCUCAGAUUGUCACAAAGUCAAACGGGUCCCUGACCUUAGACCUUAUAUGUGGAGAACAAUCUUCUGGUCCAACGCAUGCCCAAAAGUCUGGUAAGCUUAAUGUUUCUGCUGAAGAAAGUGUUGCCUCAAAGACGACUGUAGAGUUGAAAUUGAGAUGUUCCAAAUUAUUGUCCAAGGAUGUGUUCACAAAAAGCGAUCCAUUUUUGGUGAUAUCAAAAUCUACAGAGAGCGGAAUGGUGGUUCCAAUUUGCAAAACAGAAGUUAUAAAAGAUGAUCAUAGUCCAAAUUGGAAAUCAAUUUCCUGGAGUAUCCAGUAUAAAAGAAAUGUUCCUCCAUGUGCUUCCUAAAAGAAUUUCUGAAACCCUCCCAAAAAAUGCAGAAUCAUGGAAGGGAAAAAACCGAAAACCCUGGGAGACAGAUAUUGCUACCAGCAAUAUUUUUCAUGCAGUCAUUAACCAUUUUUUCCGUGGAUUGAUAACUCAAUGAUAGAUAUUUGGAUUUGAAAGUGUAGCUAGUUAAUUUUUCACACAUCGAUUAGUUGAGGGGUGUCCAUACAAUUUGCACUGCCGAUCUUUGGCAGAUCGUAUGCUCUCACUUGGAAGAAUUUUCAUGUAUUUGCUCUUUAAUUUGAAUAAAGGGGAGCCUUGGAGAAACCUAAAGUUGUUGAAUGUUUUGAAUUAUGAGAUUAUUAAUGAAUGAUUUUGUUUUGUGAUGUGUA
This is a messenger RNA of Capsicum annuum, 1418 nucleotides long. RefSeq names its product protein BONZAI 2. Gene Ontology annotation, biological process: cellular response to calcium ion. The record is from RefSeq and is a predicted model, not a curated record. The transcript is spliced from 11 exons. Gene Ontology annotation, cellular component: plasma membrane. Gene Ontology annotation, molecular function: calcium-dependent phospholipid binding. NCBI's taxonomy places the organism in Eukaryota, Viridiplantae, Streptophyta, Magnoliopsida, Solanales, Solanaceae. Bases 496 to 1047 code for a protein of 183 amino acids.